Messenger RNA from Truncatella angustata, 858 nucleotides. RefSeq lists its product as uncharacterized. The transcript has a single exon. The record is from RefSeq and is a predicted model, not a curated record. Bases 1 to 858 code for a protein of 285 amino acids. Lineage: Eukaryota; Fungi; Ascomycota; Sordariomycetes; Amphisphaeriales; Sporocadaceae.
AUGGACAAUAGUCAAGUCGCCGGUACCGACAAAAAUGUCAAUACUUCGCGGCCCAGCAUCUACUUGGGUCAACCAUACCAUCAAAGCCAAUCCAUCUUCUUCCGCCUUCCCCUGGAAAUUCGACUCAUGGUCUACAGAGAGCUGGUACGUGACUGCGAGGCACUACACCAUGUUAGACCAGGUCAUGACAAUACAUUCACGGCACUGCCAUGCCUCGCGGGCGACAUAAAUUCAUCAAACCAGUACCAUAAUUCUGACGUCUGUGCACAACUUGCAGACGGCGGCGAAGAACAACAGGCCGGCACUUCAAAAUCUCUGGGAUUGCCACGAUGUUUCUAUGCAUGUCGCUCCAUGCUAAUUGAGACAGAGGGCCUUGGUUAUGCGUCACUGAGCUUUGGUGCGGAGGAAAGCGUUCUCAAAUUUCUUGAUCGCGCACCAUACUCUGUCUUAUGCAGCUUGAAUACGAUAAGGCUCACGUUGCCCCGCCAUUCCUAUGCUUGUUGGUGUAAGUAUAAGUCAGCGAAUGCCAACUUCAAACAUCUGGUUGCCAGUUUAGUGGACCUGCCAAAGAAGGUACGGCUGCUUAUGUGGUCAGACGCAACCACCUGCUGGGCCUUGGAUGAGAAGGACGCAGCCGCGCUCAAGCCAUUCCUAACCACGGGGUUGGAGCAGUUCCAAUUCGACAUACGUACCAGGAAGUUGUCGGAUUCUGGGGUUCCUAUUUAUUACUGGGAAACUUUGGAGCGUCAGACUGAGGUGGAAGUUUCAAAUCAUGACGAUCGUCAUGGGGCAUUCAAGAAUUGGAAGGUGGUCGACAAGGGUGAAAUUACUAUGCAGCAUUACUGGCGAGGUAGUUAG